Molecule: messenger RNA, 1380 nt
Organism: Hibiscus syriacus
Lineage: Eukaryota; Viridiplantae; Streptophyta; Magnoliopsida; Malvales; Malvaceae
Product: benzyl alcohol O-benzoyltransferase-like
Exons: 2
Coding region: 19-1380 (453 amino acids)
Source: RefSeq, a predicted model, not a curated record
CCAAGACUAAGCUUUCUUAUGGCCAUGGAAAUACCACCAACUUCUCUAGCAUUCAAGGUCCGUAGGAGAGAACCAGAGCUAGUGGCCCCUGUUAAGCCCACCCCUCGAGAGUUAAAGCCGUUGUCGGACAUCGACGAUCGAGAGGGUCACCGAUUCGAAUAUCCGAUGAUCCUGCUAUACCGAUAUAACCCUUCCAUGAAAGGGAAGGAUCCUGCCAGGAUUAUUAGAGAUGCACUUGCCAAGACUCUAGUGUUUUACUAUCCGUUUGCCGGUAGGCUAAGGGAAGGGCCUAAUCGAAAACUCUCCGUCGAUUGCACCGGCGAAGGCGUGUUGUUUAUCGAAGGAGAUGCCGAUGUUACACUUGAGGAAUUCGGGGAUGAGCUUCUACCACCUUUUCCAUGCAUGGAUGAGCUUCUUUAUGAUGUUGAAGGUUCUGGCGGAGUGCUGAAUUGCCCCCUCCUUCUAAUCCAGGUAACACGAUUAAAAUGCAACAGUUUUAUUUGUGCUAUCCGUCACAACCACACCAUGAGUGAUGCGGUCGGGUGGUUGCAGUUUAUGACCGCCGUUGGUGAAAUGGCCCGAGGUGCCUCGUCUCCCACCAUCACCCCCGUUUGGGAAAGACAUCUUCUAAACGCACGAAACCCACCUCGAGUAACGUAUACACAUCACGAGUUCGAUCAACAGUCGAGUGAUGAAGAAACCAUUCAACCAGGCAAAAUGGUUCAUCUCUCUUUCGUCUUCGGAUCCAAUGAACUCUCAUCUCUUCGUAGAUUGCUUCCCUCACACCACCACCAACAUUGUUCCACAUUUGACAUCUUAACCGCAUGCCUGUGGCAAUGCCACACAAAAGCCUUACAACGUGACCCCAAGGAACAUGUUUGCCUUAUUUGCAUUGUAAACGCACGUUCUAAGUUUAAUCCUCGGUUACCUUCGGGGUACUACGGCAACGUAACAGCCUAUCCGGCAACCGUAACGACUGCGGGGACACUGUGCCAGAGUCCAUUGGUGGAUGUUAUAGAGCUAGUGAAACGGACCAAGGGAAAGGUAACGGAAGAGUACAUGAAGUCGAUGGCGGAUUUCCUGGCGACUAAUGGCCGACCUGCCCUCGCCUUGAACAGGUCUUUCUUGGUGUCGGACGUGACGAAAAUCGAUUUCGGAGAUAUUGAUUUCGGUUGGGGCAAGCCAGUGUAUGGUGGGCAAGCCAAUGUUAUGGAUGGAAAACAUCUUUUACCAUAUAAGAACAAGGAAGGAGAAGAUGGGAUUGUGAUCCCACUUUGCUUGCCUGCCCCAAUUAUGGAGAGAUUUGUUAGUGAGCUGAAUAGCAUGUUAAAGAACGAGAAGCAUAGUUGCAAUUCUGAUGAUAUCAAGUCGAAUUUAUAA